AUGGGUAACACCAAGAGUGGUGCUGUGUCCAAGGAGAUCCUGGAGGACCUUAAACUAAACACCAAGUUCUCAGAGACUGAGAUUGUCCAGUGGUAUGAAAACUUCAAGAAGCAGUGUCCAACAGGGCGCAUCUCGAAAGAGGAAUUUCAAAGCAUCUACAGCAAGUUUUUCCCUGACAGUGAUGCCCAAACUUAUGCCCAGCACGUCUUCCGCUCCUUUGACACAAACGACGAUGGUACACUGGACUUCAAGGAGUACAUUAUUGCUCUCCACAUGACUUCAACAGGAAAGACCAACAGGAAACUGGAAUGGGCUUUCUCGCUGUUUGAUGUGGACAAGAACGGGUACAUCACCAAGGCAGAAGUCAGGGAAAUCUGCUCGGCAAUUUUCAAGCUGAUUCCUAAAGAUGAGGUGUCCCAACUGCCGGAGGAUGAAAACACAGCCGAAAAGAGGGCAGAUAAACUCUGGACGUACUUUAACAAGGGCGAAAAUGAACGAGUGGCGGAAGGAGAGUUUAUCAAAGGAGUGAUGGAUAACGACGGUGCUCUUCGUUUGAUUCAGUAUCAACCUUUAAAGUAA
Messenger RNA from Cheilinus undulatus (humphead wrasse), 579 nucleotides. Its product is annotated as visinin-like. Gene Ontology annotation, molecular function: calcium ion binding. The transcript has 3 exons. The coding region runs from base 1 to 579 and encodes 192 amino acids. The record is from RefSeq and is a predicted model, not a curated record. NCBI's taxonomy places the organism in Eukaryota, Metazoa, Chordata, Actinopteri, Labriformes, Labridae.